Messenger RNA from Lodderomyces margitis, 1020 nucleotides. RefSeq lists its product as uncharacterized. The record is from RefSeq and is a predicted model, not a curated record. Lineage: Eukaryota; Fungi; Ascomycota; Pichiomycetes; Serinales; Debaryomycetaceae. The transcript has a single exon. The coding region runs from base 1 to 1020 and encodes 339 amino acids.
AUGACGAUAAACGAAGCACCAAUAUCCGUAUCACUUGCAGGUCUUCAGAAUGGUAUUGAUGAUGAAACAUUAACAAAAGCAUUUGGUCCUAAUUCCCUAGGCAUCAUCAUUGUUCGAGAUUUACCGUCAGAGUUUCAGAGCCUUAGGAAAAGAGUGCUCACAAGCGCGUCAAUCCUAGCCAACUUAACCCAGGAAGAGCUAAAAAGCCUUGAAUGUGAAGAGGCAAUGUGGUUAGUUGGAUGGUCAUGUGGCAAAGAGAAAUUAGCAAAAUCUGCGUUACCUGAUUUUCACAAGGGUUCAUUCUACAUGAAUUGUGCUUUCCACAAAGAUUCGACAUUGGAGGGCCCUGAUUCAAAAUUGGUCCUGAAGUAUCCAGACUACAAGUCAUACACAGCUUCUAAUAUCUGGCCAACUAAUGACGACCUUAAAGAUUUCGAACGUGAUUGCAAAGCAUUGUGCUCAUUAAUCAUCAAUGUAGCUGGGACUGUGGCGAAAAACUGUGACAAAUUCAUCAAAUCCAUUCAUGAGGGUUACGAAGACAACUACUUGCAAAAGAUUGUACGAAAUUCGAUGUGUACUAAGGCACGGCUAUUACAUUACUUCCCCACAACGGGAGCCGAAAACACGGCAUCGCUCGAUGAUUGGUGUGGCGAACAUCUUGACCACUCCUGUCUCACCGGGCUCACAUCAGCUUUGUUCAUGGAUGAGUCGCAAGGAUUGACUCAUGCAUUAGAUUCUUCGCCCGAUCUGCACGCUGGCUUGUACAUUAGGAACAGAAAUGGCGAAAUUGUCAAAGUGAGCAUUCCAGCUGAUUGUUUGGCUUUCCAGUCGGGGUCAACCUUGCAGGAAAUUUCAAAUGGUAAAUUCAAAGCAGUUCCGCACUUUGUUAGAGGGACCACGAAGCCGAAUAUAGCUCGAAACACAUUAGCGAUAUUUUGCCAGCCCGACUUGGAUGAGAUGGUGAAUGAUAGGGAGGAUUUUGCCACCUACUCGGAUAGAAUAUUAAAGGGUAACCACUAA